UAGAUAUAUAAUCGUCGAUCUCUGAUUUUUCACAGAAAUAAAAAACCUUUGAAAUUUCGUAGGCAUUCUGGAAUAUCAUUAUGUUUCUAAUUUUCUUAGCUUUCUCAGUUCUUUUUGUUGAGUAUUCCUCAUCAGGUCGAAUAACCAAUGGUCAACUGGAACCCAUGUGGGGCAUGUGCCCCCCAGGUGAAACCCAUAGUGGGAAACGUUGUGGCGAUCAUUGCGCCGCAACAUGUCAAUCACCUCGACCGAUCCUUUGCACUGCGAUAUGCAUACAAGGAUGUUUUUGUUCGCCCGGUCUUAUCAGAGACGAAAUAUCUGGAAAAUGUGUUAGUCAGUGUCCGGUGAAGUUUGUUGGUCUUUAAUUGUACUAACGACAAAUAAAACUAUUUCAAUUUUCAA
This is a messenger RNA of Coccinella septempunctata (seven-spotted ladybird), 402 nucleotides long. RefSeq names its product cysteine-rich venom protein 6-like. Lineage: Eukaryota; Metazoa; Arthropoda; Insecta; Coleoptera; Coccinellidae. Bases 81 to 365 code for a protein of 94 amino acids. The record is from RefSeq and is a predicted model, not a curated record. The transcript has 2 exons.